Molecule: messenger RNA, 593 nt
Organism: Rhopalosiphum padi (bird cherry-oat aphid)
Lineage: Eukaryota; Metazoa; Arthropoda; Insecta; Hemiptera; Aphididae
Product: late histone H2B.L4-like
Exons: 1
Coding region: 122-496 (124 amino acids)
Cellular component (GO): nucleosome
Molecular function (GO): protein heterodimerization activity; DNA binding; structural constituent of chromatin
Source: RefSeq, a predicted model, not a curated record
GAAUUAUUGCCACCAAUAAUUCAUCACAUUAUGUAGAUGUACUACAGUUAGAAAAAUUUCAUUGUGCUCAUCAUAUUAUAAUAUUAUUAUCUACUAUCUGAUAAUACGCGAUUAAUCAAAAAUGGCACCUGCUAAGGCGAUGAAAAAGUCACCGGCUAAAGUGCAAAAAAACGUGGCCAAGUCUGUUGGCAACAAAAAGCGAAAGACCAAGAGAACGCAAACGUACGGCAUCUACAUAUACAAAGUGCUGAAACAAGUGCACCCCGACACCGGCAUCUCGUCAAAGUCCAUGAGCAUCAUGAACAGUUUCGUCAACGACCUUUUCGAGCGUAUCGCCGGCGAGGCUGGCCGUCUGGCCCAUUACAACAAGCGUCCGACGAUCACCAGUCGGGAGAUCCAGACGGCCGUCAGACUUUUGUUGCCUGGUGAAUUGGCCAAGCACGCUGUCAGUGAAGGGACUAAAGCCGUCACAAAGUAUACCAGCUCCAAAUCAUGAAUGUAUUAAUGUAAAAUAUUUAAAAAAGUAACUCCUAAUUUUCUCACAAACUAUCUAUGUAUUAUAUCGUAUAAAAAGGCUCUUCUCAGAGCCACUA